AACAUAAAGGGUAUUUGAACCUUUUUCCCUUCUCUGUUAUUGCUAUGAUCUGCGUCUUUUUUGGGUCAAAACACAGACAUCUCUCAAUCUCAACGUCAGGUUAUAGUUGAGCUUAAGAAUAAUUAGUAGCUACAAUGGAUUUGGCUUCUCGUUAUAAGGGAGUGGUUGGGCUUGUUUUUGGUAAUGAGAGUUCUGCUACUAAUGAAGAUAGCUAUGUUGAACGGCUGCUGGACCGAAUCAGUAAUGGUGUCCUGGCAGAAGACAGGAGAAAUGCCAUGGCUGAGCUUCAGUCUGUUGUUGCAGAAAGUCGUGCUGCGCAGAUGGCAUUUGGAGGAAUGGGAUUUCCGGUGCUUAUGGGUGUAUUGAAGGAGGAAAGAGAUGACAUUGAAAUGGUUCGAGGUUCCCUAGAAACUCUUGUAAGUGCCUUGACACCUAUUGAUCAUGCAAAAGGACCGAAGAAUGAGGUCCAACCAGCUUUGAUGAACACUGAUUUGCUUUCCCGAGAGGCAGAAAAUAUUUCCCUUCUCCUAGGGUUGUUGUCGGAAGAUGACUUCUAUGUGCGAUAUUAUACACUUCAAAUUUUGACUGCCCUUCUGACGAAUUCUCCAAACAGGUUGCAGGAAGCCAUUCUAACUAUUCCACGUGGUAUAACUCGACUCAUGGAUAUGCUUAUGGAUCGUGAGGUUAUACGAAAUGAGGCCUUACUGCUUCUUACUUACUUAACUAGAGAAGCCGAGGAGAUUCAAAAAAUUGUGGUAUUUGAAGGUGCAUUUGAGAAAAUAUUUAGCAUUAUCAGAGAGGAAGGAGGUUCAGAAGGUGGUGUCGUUGUGCAGGACUGUCUUCAAUUAUUGAACAAUCUUCUGCGUAGCAAUACAUCUAAUCAGAUACUACUGAGAGAGACAAUAGGUUUUGAUGCCUUGAUAUCAAUUUUGAAGCUACGAGGGAGUGCUUACAGUUUUACCCAACAGAAGACGAUUAAUCUACUCAGCGCAUUAGAAACCAUUAAAUUGUUAAUUAUAAGAGGUUCAGAGGCUGGGUCCGGAGUGGAUACGAACAAGCUGACCAAUCAAACUGCUCUAGUUCAGAAAAAGGUGUUGGAUUAUCUUCUGAUGCUGGGUGUUGAAAGCCAGUGGGCACCUGUUUCUGUGCGCUGUGGAGCAUUGCGUUGUGUUGGUGAUUUGAUUGCUGGACAUCCCAAAAAUCGUGAUGCUCUUGCCACCAAAGUUCUUGGUGAGGAGCCACAAGUUGAACCUGCUUUGAAUUCUAUACUUAGAAUCAUUUUGCGGACUUCCAGUAUCCAAGAGUUCAUGGCAGCUGACAAUGUUUUUAAAAUCUUUUGUGAGAGAAAUUCUGAGGGUCAAACAAUGUUAGCAUCCACAUUAAUUCCUCAACCACAUUCAAUGACACAUGCUCCUAUUGAGGAGGAUGUAAACAUGUCUUUUGGAAGCAUGCUGUUACAUGGUCUUACUUUGGGUGAAAGUGACGGAGAUCUUGAGACCUGUUGCAGGGCUGCUAGUGUGCUGUCUCAUAUACUUAAGGACAAUAUGCAGUGCAAGGAAAAGGUUCUUCGGAUUGAACUUGAGUCACCCACACCAUCCUUGGGAGUUCCAGAGCCACUGAUGCACCGCAUGGUGAAAUACUUGGCUCUUGCCUCCAGCAUGAAGAACAAAGAUGGAAAUGCACCAGGGAAUUUAUUUGUUCAACCAAUUAUUUUGAAAUUGCUGGUAACUUGGCUGGCUGAUUGCGCCAAUGCAGUUCAAUGUUUUCUAGAUUCACGUCCCCACUUGACAUUUCUGCUUGAGUUGGUGUCAAAUCCAUCAGCAACUGUGUGCAUAAGAGGGUUAGCAGCAGUUCUUUUGGGAGAGUGUGUUAUUUACAACAAGUCCAGUGAAAGUGGAAAGGAUGCCUAUACGGUAGUUGAUGCGAUAAGUCAGAAAGUUGGACUCACAUCAUACUUUCUUAAGUUUGACGAAAUGAUGAAGAGCUUCCAUUUCUCCUCCACGAAGCCUGCAGAAUCUCUUAAACCAUUGACUAGAUCCGCUGCUGCUAGUAUGGCGGAGAUUGAAGACGUAGAUGAGCAGGAUUCAUCUGAUCAGAAGAUUAAGGAUCAUCCCAUCCUCUCUUCAACUUUUGAUAGUUUUUUUGUCAAUUUUGUCAGUAAGUUGGAGGCAGAUAUAAGAGAAACUAUUAUAGAUGUGUACAGUCGUCCAAAAAGUGAGGUUGCAGUUAUGCCUGCUGAGUUGGAGCAGAAGAACGAAGAAAAUGAUAAAGACUAUAUCAAGCGGCUGAAAUUAUUUGUGGAGAAGCAGUGCUCUGAGAUACAGAAUCUUCUUGGCCGAAAUGCAACUUUAGCCGAGGACCUUGCCAAGACAGGUGGGGGUGGCUCUUCCCAACCUGAACAAAGGGCAAGUGGGGGUUUGGAAAGAGUCCAGACCGAGACACUCCGAAGAGAUCUUCAGGAAGCUAAUCAAAGGAUCGAGAUGCUUAAGGCAGAGAAGGUCAAAAUUGAGUCUGAGGCAUCUAUGUACCAGAAUUUAGCUGGGAAGAUGGAGUCUGAUUUAAAAAGCUUGUCGGAUGCGUAUAACAGCCUUGAACAAGCCAACUUCCAUCUAGAAAAGGAGGUGAAAGCUUUGAAGAGCGGUGGAGGCUCAAGUAUUCUGGAUAUUGAAGCGGUGAAAGCAGAAGCUAGGGAAGAAGCCCAGAAAGAGAGUGAGGCAGAACUAAAUGAUUUGCUAGUAUGCCUAGGGCAAGAGCAGAGUAAGGUGGAAAAGCUGAGCGGAAGGUUGGCGGACUUAGGAGAGGAUGUGGAUGCACUGCUUCAAGAUGUCGGAGACGAGAUGUCGGGCCUGCCCGAUGAUGACGACGACGAAGAGGAGCAAGACUGAGGGUGUGGCUAUCUUAUUGUUUAAAUUCAUUGCAUUUUCUUCUUUUCUCGACUCUUCUUGCUUUGUACAUUUUCUGGGUGAACUGUACAGCUUAACUUAUUAUCUCUCAAUCAAACUAAUCUUUUCCAUUGGGAUUUCGAUAA
Messenger RNA from Mercurialis annua (annual mercury), 3028 nucleotides. RefSeq names its product golgin candidate 6. The coding region runs from base 135 to 2885 and encodes 916 amino acids. Gene Ontology annotation, cellular component: ER to Golgi transport vesicle membrane; Golgi stack; cytoplasm. NCBI's taxonomy places the organism in Eukaryota, Viridiplantae, Streptophyta, Magnoliopsida, Malpighiales, Euphorbiaceae. The transcript is spliced from 20 exons. Gene Ontology annotation, biological process: intracellular protein transport; transcytosis; endoplasmic reticulum to Golgi vesicle-mediated transport. The record is from RefSeq and is a predicted model, not a curated record.